AUAGAGUUUCCAAGGAGCAGCUGGUGGAUUCGAACUGCUAACCUUUUGGUUAGCAGCCAAACGCUUAAUCACUGCGCUGCCAGGUUGGGUAUGAAAUAAAAGGUCUUGAAGUAGAACUGCCUCUUUUCAUCUUAGUGGGUCCUCGGUGCCUGGCACACAACACUCACUGACACAUGGUAGACACUCAGUAAAUAUUUGUGUGAAUGACUGAGUGAGUAAAUGAGUGAAAUGGUGAGCAGAGUGCUAAUGGACUCAUAGACACUUGUACGGAAUUGGAAGGUGGCAGAGGAAGCUCCUUUCUUGGUCUCCUCUUCAAGGUUAUCACUGAGUGGAUGUAGAUGUGGUAUAGAUGGCACAGCCCCCUUGUGGUCUCUCUCUCAGCUCUGGAGCUUUUGUUCCCACGUGUGCACUUUCUGAGCUGUGCUUUUGUUACCUAAGCAGAUGUUUUCUCUCAGGAUGCUGGUCCUUUGUUUUGAAAAGUGUACACAUCCACCUGUUCCUGAAUGAUUUACUGACUUUGGUUGCUUCCCCUUGCUUGAUUUGGUUUUUCUCGUCCUUGAGGUGAACAGCCUUGAAAUAAGUGGAUUGUGUACCACCCCUAUUCUGCCUGUCUUAUUUUUGAUGUUACUUGGAUGUACUAAAAGUAAUGAGCAUUUAUUUUUCCAUCUUGAAGAGUUGUCCUUGACUUAGAGGGAGUAUGCAGUGUGUCAAAGUUUUCAUUUCACUGUGGUUGAUGCCAGCUGGCCACGUGCAGUAAUAAACUCCAGCCAAUUCAGAGCACAGUGAGAGUUCUUAAGGGGGAGAGGUGUCAACAAAACACCCUUUAAAUGUAAGCAAAACUGCUUCUUAGAGAAAAGGCCGUUUUUCUGGGGGACAGAGUCCAAAGCUUUCGUUAGAUUUUCAAGGAGAUCCAUGAUCCCAAAAAAUCAUAUCCGCUGGGCCAGAAGGUUAUGGUGGAUUGACAUGCUCUUUCUUUGCAUUUCAAAGGCAGAUUGGGAGCGGUGCCGAGAAAAAUUUCCUUACUAGAUGACAUUUCAUCGCAAUGUCCGAUCGUUUGGGGCAAAUAACCAAGGGCAAGGAUGGGAAAAGCAAGUACUCGACUCUCAGCCUGUUUGAUAAGUAUAAAGGAAAAUCAGUAGACGCACUCAGAUCCUCAGUUAUUCCUAGACAUGGCUUACAGAGUCUCGGGAAAGUUGCCACAGCCCGGCGUAUGCCACCGCCUGCAAACCUGCCAAGCUUGAAAUCUGAAAACAAAGGAAACGACCCCAACAUCGUUAUAGUACCCAAGGACGGGACGGGAUGGGCAAACAAGCAGGAUCAGCAAGACCCAAAGAGUUCCAGUGCAACGGCCUCUCAGCCGCCGGAGUCGCUGCCGCAGCCGGGUUUGCAGAAAUCUGUCUCCAAUUUACAGAAACCGACACAGUCAAUCAGUCCGGAGAAUACAAAUUCAGCGCCAGGUGGACCAAAGUCAUGGGCACAGCUGAAUGGAAAGCCAGUAGGACACGAAGGUGGUUUAAGGGGCUCAAGCCGACUAUUAUCCUUCUCUCCCGAGGAAUUUCCGACGCUGAAAGCAGCUGGAGGGCAGGACAAGGCUGGCAAAGAAAAGGGCGUCUUAGAUCUGUCGUAUGGGCCAGGACCAAGCCUCCGCCCUCAGAAUGUGACAAGCUGGAGGGAGGGCGGUGGGCGAAACAUAAUUUCUACCACGUCUCUGAGCGCCUCCCCAACUGAGCUGGGCAGCAGGAACUCGAGUACGGGAGACGGAGCCCCCUCCUCGACAUGUACCAGCGAUUCUAAGGACCCCUCUCUCCGCCCGGCUCAGCCUGUCCGAAAAGGGGCUUCACAGUUCAUGGGAAAUGUAUACCACCCACCUACAUACCAUGACAUGCUUCCUGCUUUUAUGUGUUCACCACAGUCAUCAGAGAACCAGGGUACAGUGGAACGAGGAUCUUUUCCCCUUCCUCAGCUCCGCCUUGAACCCCGUGUUCCUUUUAGACAGUUCCAGAUGAAUGACCAAGAUGGAAAAGAAAACAGGCUGGGAAUGGCUCGCCCAAUCCGUCCACUAAGGCAGCUGGUGGAACGAGCGCCGCGGCCUACCAUCAUCAAUGCAGAAAACCUGAAGGGCCUUGAUGACCUGGACACUGAUGCUGAUGAUGGCUGGGCAGGCCUUCAUGAAGAAGUGGACUAUUCUGAGAAAUUGAAAUUCAGUGACGAUGAAGAAGAGGAAGAAGUUGUGAAGGAUGGCAGACCAAAGUGGAACAGUUGGGACCCUAGAAGGCAGCGGCAGUUGUCAAUGAGCUCUGCGGACAGUGCUGAUGCCAAGCGUACCCAAGAGGAAGGAAAAGACUGGGGUGAGACAGUAGGCAUGUCCCGUGUCGUCCGAAAGAUGCCGGAAUCUCAGCCACCUUCCAGGAAGCUUCACAGCUGGGCGUCAGGCCCUGACUAUCAGAAGUCCUCAAUGGGCAGCAUGUUCCGGCAGCAGUCCAUUGAGGAAAAAGAGGACAAGCCACCCGCACGACAGAAGUUCAUCCAGUCAGAGAUGUCUGAGGCCGUGGAACGAGCCCGCAAGCGCCGGGAAGAAGAGGAGCGCCGAGCCCGGGAAGAGAGGUUGGCUGCCUGUGCCGCUAAACUCAAACAGCUGGACCAAAAGUGUAAGCAGGCCCAGAAGGCAAGUGAGACCCAGAAGCAGGUAGAGAAGGAAGCCCCCCGAUCUCCAGGCACCGAGAAGGUGCCCCUCCAGGAGAAUGGCCCUGCUGUUCACAGAGGCUCCCCAGAGUUCCCUGCCCAGGAAGCCCCCAACACAUUUUCAGAAGAAGCACCAACUGCUUCUCCUGCUGCUCAGAGCAGCAGCAGUGAGGAAGAGGCCAGGGAGGCUGGGUCCCCUGCACAGGAGUUCAGCAAAUAUCAGAAGUCACUUCCUCCCAGAUUCCAGCGCCAGCAGCAGCAGCAGCAACAGCAGCAGCAGCAACAGGAGCAGCUGUACAAGAUGCAGCACUGGCAGCCGGUGUACCCGCCGCCUUCUCACCCGCAGCGUACCUUUUACCCGCACCAUCCCCAGAUGCUAGGCUUCGACCCCAGGUGGAUGAUGAUGCCUUCCUACAUGGACCCGCGAAUCACACCUACUCGGACUCCAGUUGAUUUCUACCCCUCAGCUCUACAUCCUUCAGGAUUGAUGAAACCCAUGAUGCCCCAAGAUUCCCUCAAUGGGACUGGCUGUCACUCUGAAGAACAGAACUGUGUGCCCCCACUCCAAGAAAGAAAAACGACUGCCAUUGAGCCAGCCCCUGUGUGGACUCCAGAGGGCUACAUGGCAUUGCAGAGCAAGGGGUACUCACUCCCCCACCCGAAAUCGAAUGACACUUUGGCCAUGGACAUGCAUGUCAGGAAUGAAAGCUCUUACUCUGCCUCACCUGGAAGGUCAGGGGGCAUAAGUGCCCAGCGCGAUCUCUUUGAGGAGAGAGGGGAAGAGUACUUGAGUGCUUUUGACAAGAAGGCCCAAGCAGACUUUGACAGCUGUAUCUCUUCUCAAAGAAUAGGCCAGGAGCUUUUGUUUCCACCCCAAGAAAACGUUCAGGAGGCGAGUGCUCCUGGGAGUCAUCCCCCAAACCUCAGGUGUUCCCCGUUGGAGCGUGACUUUGUCCCAGCUGAGAAAAAGCCAGAGUAUAACAAUUGGGACGUUAGCCACCAACCAAAAGCCACCGACACAGCCAACGGCAUUGAGAAGGAGACAUCCCGGGACGGGCCGUCUUUUAGCACCUCCUCGUGGGAGAAGGAAGGGACCACCAACAAACAGCCCACCUCAGAGCCUGAAUGGGCUCCCGGAACCCGGAGCUCCGGGAACCAGCAUCAGGAACAAACAGGCCGGACCCGGAGGUCUGGGCCUAUCAAGAAACCUGUCCUAAAGGCCCUCAAGGUAGAAGACAAGGAAAAGGAACUAGAGAAAAUUAAGCAGGAAUUAGGGGAGGAGAACUCCCGGCUAGCCAAGGAGAAAGAGCCAGUUCUACAGGCAGAAAAGGACGAGAAUGAAGAGAAUGACCCCACCCUAGCCAACUCCUCCACCUCUGUCUUACAGGACAAAGACUCCCCCCCUGCUAGUUUUAGCCAUGAGUCCAGUAAGUUUGAAGAGGAUGAGAAGCCCGACAGGGCCUGGGAGACCAGACCAUCACGAGAGUCCAGCGAUGUCCCCCCAACAAAGAGAAGUAACUGGAUCUUUAUUGAUGAGGAGCAGGCCUUCGGGGGCAGAGGACAGAACCGGAGCCGGGGCCGUGGUUUCAGAGAAUUCACCUUCCGUGGGCGCCCUGCUAGUGGAAAUGGAGGCAGCGUCUGUGGCGGGGGGAUCCUGGGGGCUCGGGGCCUGUAUAACAACAGCCAAAGAAGCAGCCGAGGCCGGGGACUGCGCGAGUUCAAUCAGCCUGAAGACUUCCCCAGAGCCAAGCCCCGGCGAAGGAUUGCCAGCGAGACCCACAGUGAGGGUUCAGAGUACGAAGAACUUCCUAAGCGGCGUCGGCAGAGAGGCUCGGAAAAUGGGAAUGAAGGCUCCCUCCUGGAAAGGGAGGAGAGCACCUUGAAGAAAGGCGACUUUAAAGAUUCCUGGCGAUCCAACAAGAUGUAUUCUGAUGACCAUAAUGGUCCAGAUGCUAAGAAUCGAGGCCCUCGGGCCUUUGGGCGAGCCCUGCCACCCAGGCUGAGCAAUUGCGGGUAUGGACGGAGGACCUUUGUGUCCAAGGAGUCGCCCCACUGGCAGAGCAAAAGUCCAGGCAACUCCUGGCAGGAGUACAGCUCUUCUGACACGUGCGGGUCCCGGCGAUCCACAGAUAGAGACUAUAUCCCAGAUUCCUAUAGACAUUCUGACUCAUUUGGUGGCAGAGGCUUCGAGGAGAGCCGCUUGGAGGAUAAGAGGUCCUUCUUCCCAGACGACCAUGUGGCAGAUUCUGAAAAUGCCGAGAACCGGCCCUUCCGGAGAAGACGCCCCCCGCGCCAAGACAAGCCCCCUCGCUUCAGGCGCCUCAGGCAAGAGCGUGAAUCUUUAAGCCUGUGGGGGCCUGAGGAGGAGCCCCACCUGCUGGCAGGUCAGUGGCCAUGCAGGUCCAAACUCUGUCCUGGGGGCAAGAGCAGUGCUGUGGGUCGCCGGUCCCCUGAACUCUCGUACCAGAACUCCUCUGAUCACGCCAAUGAAGAAUGGGAAACAGCCUCUGAGAGCAGUGACUUCAGUGAGAGGCGGGAGCGGCGAGAAGGCCACGUGGCUGAGCCGGACUCCCAGGUGGACAGCGGCCUGUCUGGGGCCAGUUUGGGUGAGAAGAAGGAGUUGGCCAAGAGAAGCUUUUCUAGCCAGAGACCCCUGGUUGACAGACAGAGCCGAAAGCUGGAGCCUGGAGGGUUUGGGGAGAAGUCCGUUAGGCCAGGUGGUGGUGAGACCUCUCCCCGCUAUGAGAGCCAGCAGAAUGGGACGCCUUUGAAAGCCAAAAGAUCCCCAGAAGAGGCUUUGCCUGGAGGUCUUGGUGGCUGCAGCAGUGGGAGCAGCCACUCGCCCUACACCCUGGAGCGGGCAGGCCAUGCCAACUCUGACAUUCCUGAAGCCUCCAGUAAGAAGGCAGAGAAGGAGAGCAAGCUGACUGCUCAGAGGGCAGGCGAGCAGGGAGAGACCAUGAAACAGUUUGAUCUGAACUAUGGAAAUACUAUCAUUGAAAAUUGCGGGUCCAGCCCCGGGGAGGAGAGUGAGGUGGGCUCUAUGGUGGGUGAAGGCUUCAUCGAAGUUCUGACCAAGAAGCAGCGCCGCCUGCUGGAGGAAGAGAAAAGAAAGAAGGAGCAAGCCGUGCAGGUGCCUGUCAAAGGUCGAGGCCUUUCUUCCCGUAUUCCUCCUCGGUUUGCUAAAAAGCAAAACAACUUGUGCCUGGAGCAAGGUGAUGUAACAGUGCCUGGCAACAGCCUAGGCACCGAGAUCUGGGAGAGCAGCAACCAAGCCCUCCCCGUGCAGGCCUCGACCAGUGACUCCUGGAGUAAAGCCGUCACUGCCUUCAGCAGCACCGAGUCCGGCUCUGCUGAGCAGGGUUUGAAGAGCAGCCAGGGAGAUAGUGGCGUUGACUUGAGCGCCGAGUCUCGGGAGUCAUCCGCGACCUCCUCGCAGCGCAGCUCCCCGUAUGGUACUCUGAAACCAGAGGAGAUGAAUGGGCCUGGCCUGGCGGAACCCAAGGCCGACAGCCACAAGGAGCAGGCUCAGAAGCAAUCUGAGCAAAAGGAUUCAGAACAAGGCUCAGGACAGAGCAAGGAGCACAGACCAGGACCCAUCGGCAAUGAGCGUUCUCUGAAAAACAGAAAGGGCUCGGAGGGGGCCGAGCGGCUGCAAGGGGCUGUCGUCCCGCCUGUUAACGGAGUAGAGAUUCACGUGGAUUCCGUGCUGCCUGUGCCGCCCAUUGAAUUUGGAGUCAGUCCAAAAGACUCGGAUUUCAGCUUGCCACCUGGUUCUGCCUCUGGUCCUGCAGGGAAUCCAGUUGUCAAACUUCAGGAUGCCUUGGCCAGCAAUGCUGGAUUAACACAGUCUAUUCCCAUCCUCCGGCGGGAUCAUCACAUCCAGAGGGCCAUUGGCCUCUCCCCAAUGUCCUUCCCCACCGCUGACCUCACUCUGAAGAUGGAGUCUGCACGCAAGGCUUGGGAAAACUCUCCCAGUUUGCCGGAGCAGAGCUCUCCAGGAGGCACUGGUUCGGGCAUCCAGCCUCCAUCCUCCGUGGGAGCCUCCAACGGGGUCAACUAUAGCGCUUUUGGUGGAGUCUCCAUGCCACCCAUGCCUGUGGCCUCUGUAGCACCUUCUUCCAUUCCAGGCAACCACCUCCCGCCUCUGUAUCUGGAUGGCCAUGUAUUUGCAAGUCAGCCCCGGCUGGUUCCUCAAACAAUACCUCAGCAGCAGAGUUACCAACAGGCUGCCGCUGCCCAGCAGAUUCCAAUUUCCCUUCACACGUCUCUGCAGGCUCAAGCUCAGCUUGGACUGAGGGGGGGGCUUCCUGUCUCCCAGUCUCAGGAGAUCUUCAGCUCCUUACAGCCCUUCAGAUCUCAGGUGUACAUGCACCCCAGCCUGUCGCCGCCCAGCACCAUGAUCCUCUCUGGGGGCACAGCGUUGAAGCCUCCCUACUCGGCAUUCCCAGGCAUGCAGCCUUUGGAGAUGGUGAAGCCCCAGUCGGGCUCCCCCUACCAACCUAUGAGUGGAAACCAAGCCCUGGUCUACGAGGGCCAGCUUGGCCAGGCUGCUGGUCUGGGGGCCUCCCAGAUGUUGGACUCCCAGCUCCCACAGUUAACAAUGCCGCUGCCUGGCUCCCAGCUGCCUCUGCCUCGGUACGGGUCUGGUCAGCAGCCACUGAUCCUGCCACAGUCCAUUCAGCUGCCCCAGGGGCCGAGCCUCUCUGUCGGAGCCCCAAGAAGAGUUCUUCCACCUGGGUCCCAGCCUUCGGUCCUUAACACCAGCAGAGAGUCCUCUCAGAUGGAGAUGAAGGGCUUCCACUUUGCCGACAGUAAACAGAAUAUUCCUUCAGGAGGCUCUGUACCAUCGCCACAGACCUACAGGCCUAGCUCUGCUAGCCCCAGUGGGAAGCCCUCUGGAUCAGCAGUUAACAUGGGCUCUGUGCAGGGACACUACGUUCAACAGGCAAAACAGCGAGUGGAUGAAAAACCCAGCCUGGGAUCUGUGAAGCUGCAGGAGGCCCCCUCAGCUGCCUCCCAGAUUAAGCGAACCGGAGCAAUCAAGCCUCGGGCAGUGAAAGUGGAGGAGAGCAAGGCCUGAAGGUGCUCGGCCACCACCACCGCCUCGCCCCUAGAUGAAGACAGUGCUGCC
Trichechus manatus latirostris (Florida manatee) is the source of this 7816-nucleotide messenger RNA. It is a transcript of the gene PRRC2B, whose product is annotated as proline rich coiled-coil 2B. Gene Ontology annotation, biological process: cell differentiation. Bases 1043 to 7765 code for a protein of 2240 amino acids. The transcript has 31 exons. The record is from RefSeq and is a predicted model, not a curated record. NCBI's taxonomy places the organism in Eukaryota, Metazoa, Chordata, Mammalia, Sirenia, Trichechidae.